CACAUUAUAGCUUAGAGUGCUUUUUCCGGGCCUAGUAAAACGAUAACAUUGCUGAAGUCUGAAAGACGAAAACGAGAACGUGUUAGUCGAAAAGAAAAUAAUUAUUGAAAUCUCUCAGACGUUACAUUAACAAAUAUGUUGGAAGACCUCAGUAUCAGCGUCUGAAGACUGUUUAUGGCAUGUCCUUUGUUUACUAAACACACAUUAGCCAACUGAGCCCAGCGCUGAUUAGGUGUCCUCUGCACAUUAUAUGAGCAAGAUCAUUCACCAUGGAAACCGAAGCAGAGGUUAUUCCUAUUUGGCAGAACAAGCCUCAUGGGUCGACUCGCAGUGUGGUGAGGAGAAUAGGCUCUAUUGUACCCAUGAAACCACCGCCCAGGGCAUGUUUCCAGGAACUCCCAGGUCUCCCUCCUCUGCGGCCAAUGGAUGGCCCCACGGUGCCCACACUGGCAGACAUUGCCUGGAUCGCAGCAGAUGAGGAGUCUGAGACCUAUGCCAGAGUGCGGAGCGAUUCACGCCCUCUUAGACAUGAGUGGCGACCCACGCCUCUCCUGGUUAUGCACAGGAACUCCUCUGUGCCCAACUUCCGCCGCGACGUCAAGAAGGUGGAGACGCUGAGGAAGCCUGCGGUGACGGCCAUGAACCGUACCACCUCCCUGCAGGAUGAGCUGAGCAGACUCCGCUCCCAGAUCGCCAAGAUCGUAGCCACAGAAUCUGGCUCCAACCCCUUGACCCCCGACCUCCUGUCCCCCGACGACACCAGCAUGAGCUUUUCAAUGGCGCCCUUCGAGACGGCGCCUUACCAGCCCGCCGCCUCAGCCUCCUUCGUCAUCAGUGACGUGACGGAAGAGGAAGAGGAGGAGGAAGAUGAGGAGGAUGUGGUGUCUGUGGUUUCAGAGCUUAUGCCGGACCCCAUGCCACCCGCAAACAUGUCUGCCUCUAUGACGGCCUCGGCGACCUUUGACCUGGACCAUCCCAGCAUGGACUUCCGGGAGGCGGAGGAGGACACAGUGUCGCUGUCCAAGUCCACCAGCUUUGCUGACGUCAUGGACAUCCUGAAGGACAUGAACCGCAUGAAGAUGAGCAAGGACAGGUGCAACAGAGGCUGCACCUCCCUGAUGGGCGAGUCGGACUCCGCCUCGCUGAUCUCCGAGGCCUUGAGGAAGAAGUUUACCCUGAAGGAUGAAGAUAUCAGGGGGAUGAAGAAACACACCUAGAGCCCCCGUAGUCCUCCACCUCCCCACGCCUGUGCCUGACGACCCAGUCCCGUGGAGACCCGGCUGCACCUCAUCAACCGUGGCAACGGUUAAACCAGACGGAAAAACAAACCACCACCUCCCAGCAGGCCCAGUCAGUCUGAACCCAAACAAAUCUAAACCGUACCCUAGCUAUUAAAAAUAUUGCCUAGUCAGACCAUGGUAGCAGCUGGCUGAUAGGCACUAUUAGACGGGUGCUGUUUGACGGAGCACAGAGAAUUUUUGACCAACCUUAACUUGUCGAUUCUUCCUCAAUUCCAGACUUGGAAGACAACUAAUGUCUUCUAAAAGUCCAUGUCUAGUUUCAGGGUGUUUGAAUUUAGAAAUAUCUAUUUAGUCUGCCACCCAUUAAUAAUGAUUAAAAAGAAAAGUCAAAAGGUUUGACAGCCGUACCAUAUAAAAUGCAAGUCAGUUGGGAACAGGUUUUUGAUGUCCCAAUACCUUUGCAUCGAGUCUAUGAACUGACAUAUAAAACAAUUAUUGACAUCAAUCUUCAUUUUAAUUUAAGCUAUUAUAAAAUACUUACUACAAAAGAAUGCUCAAUAUAUAUGGGACAUUCCUCACUGCCACGAGGAAAUAGAAUCAAUAGGACAGUCAGCCUUGUGCACCCUCUGCCACAAGGAAAUAGAAUCAAUAGGACAGUCAGCCUUGUGCACCCUCUGCCACGAGGAAAUAGAAUCAAUAGGACAGUCAGCCUUGUGCACCCUCUGCCAUGAAGAAAUAGAAUCAAUAGAACAGUCAGCCUUGUGCAGACUCUGCCACAAGGAAAUAGAAUCAAUAGGACAGACAACCUUGUGCACCCUCUGCCACAAGGAAAUAGAAUCAAUAGGACAGUCAGCCUUGUGCACCCUCUGCCACAAGGAAAUAGAAUCAAUAGGACAGUCAGCCUUGUGCAGACUCUGCCACGAGGAAAUAGAAUCAAUAGAACAGUCAGCCUUGUGCAGACUCUGCCACGAAGAAAUAGAAUCAAUAGGAAAGUCAGCCUUGUGCACCCUCUGCCACAAGGAAAUAGAAUCAAUAGGACAGUCAGCCUUGAGCAUACUCUGCCACGAGGAAAUAGAAUCAAUAGGACAGUCAGUCUUGAGCAUACUCUGCCACGAGGAAACAGAAUACUGUCCAUCGGUGGCUCGCUUUUGGAGUCAUGUCCUGGAAUGGUUAUGUCAUAUCAGGGUUCAGAUGGACAUGCCGACUAUUGUCAUGGCAUCGGAACAACCACGAAAGGUCAAUGGGGAAACAUCAUUGUAGUCUUGGGUAAAGUAUUUAUUUUCAGGGCAAUAUCGGUAGAAAUUUUACAAAUAGAGAAGUUCAGGAGCCUCGUAAGACAUCACUGUAAAAUGGAGGUAUGUAUUGCAGAAGGAAAUUGUUAAAUGGCGUUAUACUGUGAAAGAUGGGUUAAUCUGUGGACACCUUUAGGGUUGGCGUAAUACUGGGAAAGAUGGGUUAAUCUGUGGACACAGGAGGGCUGGCGUUAUACUGGGAAAGAUGGGUUAAUCUGUGGACAUGGGAAGGUUGGCGUAAUACUGGGAAAGAUGGGUUAAUCUGUGGACACCGGAGGGUUGGCGUAAUACUGGGAAAGAUGGGUUAAUCUGUGGACAUGGGAAGGUUGGCGUUAUACUGGGAAAGAUGGGUUAAUCUGUGGACAUGGGAAGGUUGGCGUAAUACUGGGAAAGAUGGGUUAAUCUGUGGACACCGGAGCGUUGGCGUUAAGAUCGGGAAGAAAAUGUGAAUUGGCUGCUGUGGGUGAAAAUCCAGCACUUGAAGAAAGAGUAAAUUAGAAAUAUAAAUGUAUAGUUAUUUAAUGACAGGUACUGUAGAUGUGAGUGAAAUAGCUGUAAAUAGCAGAAGUAUUGUAGUCUUGUUUAUUCCAAUCAGAGUAGGGAAAUGAUGCAAAUAAGGAGAUUGGAAAUGAUGCAAAUAAGGAGAUUGGAAAUGAUGCAAAUAAGGAGAUUGGAAAUGAUGCAAAUAAGGAGAUUGGAAAUGAUGCAAAUAAGGAGAUUGGAAAUGAUGGAAAUAAGGAGAUUGGAAAUGAUGCAAAUAAGGAGAUUGGAAAUGAUGCAAAUAAGGAGAUUGGAAAUGAUGCAAAUAAGGAGAUUGGAAAUGAUGCAAAUAAGGAGAUUGGAAAUGAUGCAGACAAUUUCAUGGAUAGAACCUAUAAUCUAUCUGCAAUAUUAAAGCUGAUCUAUUCGCCCCCCCCCCACACCAACAAAAAAAUCAAUGGAAUGAAUGUUUUGCUCCAUGAGGUAAUCCAACACUGUGUACAGCGCCAUCGUGCUCAUCUUCUCUCAUUGAUUAAGUCAGGUGGGUGUCCACCCUGUAGUGCCACAUGUCAUGAUUAAACUCAUUUGACUUUGAAAUAGUCAAGAAGGUGGCGUACAGAUUGUUGGAUUACUUCAUAGAUCAAAAAAUGUAUAACAGCAUAUUCUAAAUUCAAAACGAACUCCCUGCAACUAGAUAUGGAUGUUUUAGAAUACAUUUGGUCUUCCAAGUCAGGAAUGGAGGAAGUCUCGCCAAGUGAACGUUGGUUAAAUUCUGUGCUAUGCCAAACAGUACCUAACCUGUAACGUCUGAUGGAGCAUCACAUUAGCCAUUACAAUAUGCUAGCUAAACCACACCCCUCCUGUUAUUCAAUCAACAAUCUGUUUACACUCACUGUCUGCUCCCACACACCUCCCAAAAAGGUAGAUUCCUUAUCCCAUUGCUUCAGGAGCAACGUCAUGGCAACGUCAUUUUGUGGGCACCAUAUAACAUGCCCUACAGAUUCACCUGCUUUUGAUGGCUCUCGCUAAUCACCAGACUGACUCCAGUGCUGCCUAGUCAUCUUUUUAUGUACAGGCUGGGGUUUCUCUAGGAUAUCGUACCUGUUCUAGUACCACGAGAGAAACCAUUUCCCCCUUCUUUUUUUUUGACAAGCUUAGACUUUCAACAGAAGAGUUGUGGAUGGAUGCAUUUGUUGGAGUGGGAUAGUUGUAAUUUUUUCUCAUUUUGUUUCUGUAUAGUCGUGAUAAUACAUACUUGAAGUUGUAUGUACAAAUAAGACUGAGGUGAGUAACAGAUUACUACAAAACACUUAAUACUCUGUUCAUUUACAGCUAAAAAUCUAAUGUUUUUCAGUGUUAUGGCUGCAUUAUAAAUACAAUAAUGACCUUGCGGUCAUAGUCAAUGUGUACAACAUAGGUUUAUUUAUUUGCAGUCUUCUUCAGGACCUACUCAUUAACCCAUUGCAUCAAUACGAGAACAUGUUAUUGCUGUCCUUGGGGUAAUGACUCUCAGAAUUUAGCUUGAUUGAUGGCCCUUUGGUAAACGUGAUACAGAUAAAUAAAUCCCAAUUAAAAUCAGUGGACGGCCAUGGCUAAAUAUGAAUGAUAUGUGUUUGAUGUGUCGUCUUCGGACUUGUGUGAUACAAGGAAAGCUUGGAAGACUUAUAAAUCUACGGUAAAAUGUGAAUGAAAGUUUUCUCUUGUGUGAUGUUGCGCUAUAGCUGCCUGUUAAGACACCAGAGAACAACUGUACAGUUUUUUUUAUGUAGAUACAAAAUGUCAGAUUUCCCUAUGGUGUAGAAUGCGUGGCUCUUGGGAAUGUGACAAUGUGCAUGUUUACUGUCACGAUACACUAAAAGAUAUGAGUAUGAGUGACUCUUGUGUCUUUUUGAAAAUGAUCUCCUGUUGACGCCUUAUAACAAAACCUAUUGCCUCUUCCAAUAUGGCAGUUGUUCUUUUUAUUUAUUGGUUGGUGUGCCGUAACUUUCCACUGUUUUUGUCUUUUUUCCUCAGUUUGCCCCUAAACUUUUACGCAACCACCCAUAGGCACAUUGUAUCUGUCCCACUAUGGCGUCUGUGAGAGCACCGGCAGCGCCAUAGAGGCCAUCUCCAUUUUGAAGUAGUCAAUUUUGUCAUUCUCCUUCUAUGAGUUGGCAAACAAACUGAAAGGGUGCACACUGCCACCUAGAGUGUGUUUUGAACAGGUAUAAAGACUAGGUUCGGCUAUUUACUGCCACCUAGAGUGUGUUUUGAACAGGUAUAAAGACUAGGUUCGGCUAUUUACUGCCACCUGCAGUUAUGGAAUGUUUUCUCACAAGUAUAAUUCAUUGGCUGAUCCCUGCUGGUGACCUGGAUUUAAUUAUGUGAUCCUUCCUUAAGCCAUAGGAAUCCCCACCCAGAUUACUACUUUAAAAUGCUGGGAGCCCUCAAUGGCAAUGUCCAUGAAAAAAAAAGGUUUUCUACAUCUAGAGACCUCUAUCAUUCUCUUUGUCAACAACCACACUUUUGACAUUUGCAUACAUCAAGUGACUGGCUUGACUGCUUUGGGAGUCAAUCAUGUGUCAUUUCUUCUCCUUUAUCAUGAAACCCCUCCCCCUUCACAGAAGAAAUGCUUCUCCACUCAUUUUGAGUUCUUAUCAUAUCAGGAUAAGAUAAUUAUAUUACUCUUUGUUGAGAUGUGUGAAUACCACCUUGCGUCUAGGCAGUGGAACUGUAGUUUAGUUUGCAGUGAAAGCGAGGUCCCACAAAGUUAUCUAUGGGGUGAGAUAAGGACGCCCAGCUGUGUGCUAAGGUCUGUAUCUCGUCUGUUUUGUUUCUUUCUUCAGUGUCUGGCUCCUCUUAGGUCUUUUAACAAAUAUUCCCAUUUUAAGUGUGCAAAAUCGAGAGAAUCAAAGCUUUGAGCUGAGAAUUUCACAAAGUAUGCUUCAGAUGUAUUUUAUUUUUCCAGGUUUGGCAUUGCUCAUGUGGUCAAGAGUCUGUCUUUACAGGCGUUUUGUGAACCCCAUAGGUAACGGAACCAGAGCAGUUACUACUAUUCUUGGUGCACCGGUGUUCCUAUUGAUAGAAAGGGAUCUUUACUGAGCAUUUCAAUCACCAGCUUUGUUUUUAUUCUGCUUUGCGCCAUUUUUGUUUUGGAUAACUAUUGACCAUGCCACAUAAUGGUCUCUGAUAAUAUGCCCGCCAUACUUGUCAGUUUUAUUCUGCCAAAUGGAAGAAAGAGCUCUUUGUCUGUCUUGUUUUGAAACGUAAAUAAAGAUGGGCUGAUGUUUUAAA
Messenger RNA from Oncorhynchus gorbuscha (pink salmon), 6286 nucleotides. It is a transcript of the gene mtfr1l, whose product is annotated as mitochondrial fission regulator 1-like. The transcript is spliced from 8 exons. Bases 270 to 1217 code for a protein of 315 amino acids. Gene Ontology annotation, cellular component: mitochondrion. NCBI's taxonomy places the organism in Eukaryota, Metazoa, Chordata, Actinopteri, Salmoniformes, Salmonidae. Gene Ontology annotation, biological process: aerobic respiration; mitochondrial fission. The record is from RefSeq and is a predicted model, not a curated record.